This is a messenger RNA of Syzygium oleosum, 1049 nucleotides long. Its product is annotated as protein SOB FIVE-LIKE 5-like. The coding region runs from base 262 to 759 and encodes 165 amino acids. The record is from RefSeq and is a predicted model, not a curated record. The transcript has 3 exons. Lineage: Eukaryota; Viridiplantae; Streptophyta; Magnoliopsida; Myrtales; Myrtaceae.
GAGAAUAAUGAGGCCUCAGAUUUAGUUCACUCUCAAACAGACGUUCGUGGACGAGGAUGCGGAAGGACAGCCAACUGGCGAUACUGUGUGGAUUGCGCAGAUUGGAUAGUUAUAUAUUCGAACCUGACCUAGCCUCCUCUGUUUCUAUAACAGAGAAGCAACACGAACAGGGCGAGAGAGACAGAGAGAGAGAGAGAGAGAGUGAGGAAGGAUUGAAGGCCAUUUUGUGGCGAAGUAACUGUGGGAGAGCGCUAGAGAACGAUGGCUAGUAGUAGCGGGUGCGAAUCUGGUUGGACUCUAUACCUGUGCGGGUCAUCUUUCUCUUCCGAGAAAGACUCUGGUGGUGGCAGCAGAAUCCUUGAAAGUCACAGAGUAAAAGAAGAGGAAGGAGGAGGAGAGAGCUUGUCUAUGCUCUCUGACGCGUCCUCAGGACCUCCGUGUUAUUAUGAGAACGAGCCUUCCUUUUCCUCUUCCCCUGCUUGCGGCAAAAAGAGAUCGAAGAAGCCAGAAAGUGUCGCGAGGCAUCACCAUUCUUGUUUUGAGGACACUGCUACUUCCGCGCAACUGAACUCUCCCAAGAAGAGCUUAAUAAAUCCCUUGCAAAAUCAAGUGUCGGCCAACCAUGUUUGGGAUUCUUCAGAUGGUUACUCUGUGGGCCGCGUGAAGGGAAAGCACCGUGAUUUCCUGGAGUCCUCUGAGGACGCGAGAGUGAGACAUCACAGGAAAGCUGCGAAAGGCCUCUCGAAGAGUUCAACUUGACAUUUCAGUUCAGGAAUCGGCGAAAUCAAGUUAAUUAUACAGGAAAAAUCAUGUAAGCUCUAUAUGUUUCAUGGGCUGAGAUGAACUUUUUAUUACAAUGCAUGUAGUGUUCCCUUGUUUUCGUCUGUACGUAAUUACGUUGUGGUACAACUGCUGUUGUUACCAAAGCAAAAGGGAGAAGAAAAAAAGGAACUGUUAUUGCAGAUUUCGCAGAGGCGAAGCAUGGUGUGAUCCGAAGAGGGCACUGAAAUUCUGUUGGAACCGUGGUUUCUCUUCAUCUUUCUGUGGAU